Messenger RNA from Plasmopara halstedii, 1179 nucleotides. RefSeq names its product s-adenosylmethionine synthase 2. The transcript has a single exon. Gene Ontology annotation, molecular function: methionine adenosyltransferase activity; ATP binding. Gene Ontology annotation, biological process: S-adenosylmethionine biosynthetic process. Lineage: Eukaryota; Oomycota; Peronosporomycetes; Peronosporales; Peronosporaceae. The record is from RefSeq and is a predicted model, not a curated record. Gene Ontology annotation, cellular component: cytosol. Bases 1 to 1179 code for a protein of 392 amino acids.
AUGACUCAGUCAAAUUCAACAAAAGAUCGCACCUUCCUUUUCACUUCGGAGUCUGUGAAUGAAGGCCACCCGGACAAGCUUUGUGACCAGAUAUCUGAUGCUGUGCUCGACGCAUGUGUUUCUGAGGACCCUAACUCGCGCGUUGCAUGUGAGACGUGUGCUAAGACUGGCAUGGUUAUGAUCUUCGGUGAGAUUACGACUAAGGCUAUUGUCAAUUACGAAAAGGUCAUUCGUGACACUAUCAAAGAGAUUGGGUACGACGAUCCUGCGAAGGGACUUGAUUACAAAACUGUCAAUGUCAUCGUAGCCAUUGAGCAGCAGUCUCCUGACAUUGCCCAGUCAGUGGACUCAGUCACUGAAGAGGAUGUUGGCGCUGGUGAUCAGGGUAUCAUGUUUGGCUACGCCUCUGACGAGACUCCCGAAUACAUGCCACUUUCUCAUAUCUUGGCGACCAAGCUAGGCUCCAAGCUCACAGAUGUCCGCAAAAAUGGAACUCUUGACUGGAUUCGCCCUGAUGGUAAGACACAAGUUACUGUGGAAUACAAACAAGAAAAUGGUCGUAUGGUGCCACAACGAGUACACACUGUGGUCAUUUCUACUCAGCACAAUGAUGAAGUUACAAACGAACAGAUUCAUGCCGACCUGAUGAAACAUGUAGUCCAGACUGUGAUACCGGAGAAGUAUCUCGACGACAAGACGGUAUAUCAUUUGAACCCGUCUGGCCGUUUCGUGAUUGGUGGACCACAUGGUGAUGCGGGUUUGACAGGUCGAAAAAUCAUUAUUGACACUUACGGUGGAUGGGGUGCCCACGGUGGCGGCGCCUUCUCUGGCAAAGAUACAACUAAAGUUGAUCGCUCUGCCGCGUAUGCUGCGCGUUGGGUAGCCAAGUCGCUAGUAUCCCAGGGCCUUGCACACCGUGUGAUUGUGCAAUUGUCAUACGCUAUUGGCGUGCCUUACCCACUGUCCAUUCAUGUCGACUCUUACGGUACAGUGAAGGAAGGAUUGACUGAUGACGAUUUAGUUGAGAUCAUCAAGAAAAAUUUUGACCUUCGUCCCGGCAUGAUUCAAAAGUCACUUCAGUUGAAGCGACCGGUGAUGCAAAAGACUGCCGCGUACGGUCACUUUGGCCGUGAAGAUGCUGACUUUACGUGGGAAACGGUGAAGGAACUUGAAGUUUAA